AGGCUCCAGCGCGCAGGCGCCGCCGAGCCCUGCCUGGAUGCUCAGUCAAGGCACUAAGGCAAAAAAAAAAAAAAAAAAUCAGCAAUUUAAAGAAAGAAGAAGCUAUAGUCUGUCGGGAUAUCCAACACCAACAGUACAUUCAGACAAUGCAUCUUCAGUAGGGCUUAUUGAGAGCUUCAUUUCUGGAAAGCGUUGCAAGACUGAGGAAUAUCAGACUGCGAAUCACCGGGAACAGUUCCCUUGCAGCACAGAAGCAAUCUCUCUCCCCAUCUUCGCAUAUUCCGAUGGCAAAUCAACUGGAAGAAACGAGGAAGCAUGACUGCAGAUCGGAUCAGUUCUCUUUGUGGAUUACAUUUCCAGUAAAAUGUAUGGAUCUAUCUUUUCCUUGUUCUUAUAUCUAGAUCAUGAGACUUGACUGAGGCUGUAUCUUUAUCCUCCAUCCAUCUAUGGCGAACUAUAGCCAUGCAGCCGACAACAUUUUGCAAAAUCUUUCUCCUCUGACAGCCUUUCUGAAACUGACUUCCUUGGGUUUCAUAAUAGGAGUCAGCGUUGUGGGCAACCUUCUGAUCUCCAUUUUGCUAGUGAAAGAUAAGACUUUGCAUAGAGCACCUUACUACUUCCUGUUGGAUCUUUGCUGUUCAGAUAUCCUCAGAUCUGCAAUUUGUUUCCCAUUUGUAUUCAACUCUGUCAAAAAUGGCUCUACCUGGACUUAUGGGACUCUGACUUGCAAAGUGAUUGCCUUUCUGGGGGUUUUGUCCUGUUUCCACACUGCUUUCAUGCUCUUCUGCAUCAGUGUCACCAGAUACUUAGCUAUCGCCCAUCACCGCUUCUAUACAAAGAGGCUGACCUUUUGGACGUGUCUGGCUGUGAUCUGCAUGGUGUGGACUCUGUCUGUGGCCAUGGCCUUCCCCCCAGUUUUAGAUGUGGGCACUUACUCCUUCAUUAGGGAGGAAGAUCAAUGCACCUUCCAACACCGCUCCUUCAGGGCUAAUGAUUCCCUAGGAUUUAUGCUGCUCCUUGCUCUCAUCCUCCUAGCCACACAGCUUGUCUACCUCAAGCUGAUAUUUUUUGUCCACGACCGAAGGAAAAUGAAGCCAGUCCAGUUUGUAGCAGCAGUCAGCCAGAACUGGACUUUUCAUGGCCCCGGAGCCAGUGGCCAGGCAGCUGCCAAUUGGCUAGCAGGAUUUGGAAGGGGUCCCACACCACCCACUUUGCUGGGCAUCAGGCAAAAUGCAAACACCACGGGCAGAAGAAGGCUAUUGGUCUUAGAUGAGUUCAAAAUGGAGAAAAGAAUCAGCAGAAUGUUCUAUAUCAUGACUUUCCUCUUCCUAACCUUGUGGGGCCCCUAUCUGGUGGCCUGUUAUUGGAGAGUUUUUGCAAGAGGGCCUGUAGUACCAGGGGGAUUUCUAACAGCUGCUGUCUGGAUGAGUUUUGCCCAAGCAGGAAUCAAUCCUUUUGUCUGCAUUUUCUCCAACAGGGAGCUGAGGCGCUGUUUCAGCACAACCCUUCUUUACUGCAGAAAAUCCAGGUUACCAAGGGAACCUUACUGUGUUAUAUGAAGGAGCAUCUGUAAAUCUUUAGCCUUGUGAAACACUAACCUUCUCUGCUAAGCGAUUGUGGCCUGUAGCCAUAUCUUGAGAAGAAAAUCAAGAAUGGGAUCAGAGGUUAUAAGGAUUUGGGCAACAUUCUGCAGUCUUUGCAAUAGUUCACCUAUAAUCCUAUUUUAAAUCUCAGAGUGAUCCUGCUGAUGGCCGGCGAAGGUUUGUAAUUAAGAAAGGACUGAACCACUGCCCUAAGUUUCUUUAUGUGGUUGAAAACUAGAUAAUGAAAGUAGCAGGUGCUAAGUAUCAGUGCUAAAUGCUGUGUAUAUCACUACUUACGACAAAACAUCAAAAAACAAUUAGCAUUGGACAUCUUAAUAAAUUAAGUUGACAUGAGGUAAAUGUGUUGAUAAAAACUAAUUUUAGAAGUUUGAAGACUUUAAAACAUUUCAUACAAUUAUUGUUUUGCAAAGACUGAAAUAUUUGGGAACUUAAAGUACUGUAAUCCACUAAAGACGUGCCAUGAAUUAUUGGAUUAUCACACUUUUAAAAAAUCGCCUUGUAAGGUUUUGGGAGCAUUCCAAAGCAGUAUAUUGGUUCCAAUUAGAGUUUACUUUUCUUUUUUUAUUAAUACAUUACUAUUUCUAAAUACCACUUUCCUUACCUACUAGUGAAAUUGCUAGCAUUGAGCUGUAUUAUGUGAUUUUUGUUGAUUUGGUAUAAAGUUUUUCCGAUUCAUUUAUAUUUUAUGAAUGCUAGAUAUUGGUCUGGGAGGCAACAUUAAUGGUACAACUGGUCACAAUCGAGCAGUUCUAAUAAUGCAGAAUAAACACAUGUUGCCUUAAGGGUUAUCUAGUAUCUUUCAUCUUAUUUAGAAUUGGAGAAUGUAGUCAAGGGAAAUGGAAUCGGUAACUGGUCAUGGGCAUACAUCUGGAAGUGCAUGGACGAUCAUUUAAAACUUUUUCCUUUUUCCUCACAUGGUUUGAAAAUUAAGGUGCACAUCACUGGGAUGAGCUUUUCUUCUGAGGUGUGCUACCCAUUCUAGUGGGUUCUAAGAAGCAGGCAGUUGAUGUAUGUUUAUAUUUUAAAUCAGCUGUCAAGGGGAGACCACAGCCUUAGUAUGACAUCCUGCACAAUUUGUGAAGCAUUUAUUCUACCGAAGGCACAGUCUUUGUUUAUACUUUCUGCACAUUUAGUGUAUUGGUCGUUUAAAUUAUUUCAGUUUUAACUUGUGAAAGCUUAUAAUAUUAUUUCUGGUAUUUUAGAAAUACAUUAGAGUCUGUGAGUCUCAUUCUUUAAGAUACAGAUGUGUGAAUUUCAAUAUAAAGUUGCAUUUGCCAAAAUUUACCCGUGU
Equus quagga is the source of this 2895-nucleotide messenger RNA. It is a transcript of the gene GPR85, whose product is annotated as G protein-coupled receptor 85. Lineage: Eukaryota; Metazoa; Chordata; Mammalia; Perissodactyla; Equidae. The record is from RefSeq and is a predicted model, not a curated record. Gene Ontology annotation, biological process: G protein-coupled receptor signaling pathway. Gene Ontology annotation, cellular component: plasma membrane. The coding region runs from base 447 to 1559 and encodes 370 amino acids. Gene Ontology annotation, molecular function: G protein-coupled receptor activity. The transcript has 3 exons.